AUUCUUUUACUGUUUUUGUGGGGGUUUUGGUUGUUUUUUUAAUUUUGGUCGGUUGGUUUGGUGUGUCUCCUCUCCCAUGAUUUGUGGCACAUAGUGAAUUCCGCAGGAAGAAAUGCCAUCACUCUCUUUAGUCAGGGGGAAGGCACCUGCCUUGGUACAGUGGGUACGUAACAAAUUAGAGAAGUCUUCAGUUGAGGCUAAGGUUUUGGGCAGGACGCAAGUGAGCUAAAACAGGCGUUGAAUUUCUCUGUGCUUCCACCUUGAGUAUAUAUGCGAAAGGGAUUGUGGACGGACUUCCGUUUGGUUCUUUUCUGUUUUGAUUGGGAAAAGAGCUCAACAACUCGACACGCACAUUUUUGUUCGUUCCUCUGACAGGUUUUUGUUUGUUGUUGUUGUGUUUUUUUUUUUUUUAAAUCCCUCUAUUUUUUAAUGGUGAGAAUCUUCUGGAAAACUUGUCUGCCAGGAAGCUAAGCGCGCCUGCCGUCUGCUCCCGCCUGGCAGGAUUUGGGAGGCGGCUCUCGGCAGGGCCGUGCCGGCCCCGGCGCUCCCCGGGCCGCGCUCUGCGCUCGCCCGCGCCCUGAGCGCCGCCCGCGCCCCGCGCCUGCGCGCAGCGGCCGCUCCGCAGGGCGGGGAGAGCCGCUCCCCGGGCACGCCCCUCGGGAAGCGCGGCACAGAGCCGGGCCUCGGCAGUGUGCGUGUUUCCUGCCGAGUAUGGAGGUGUUCCCUUCUCCUCUGGAGUCCGCCAAGUUCAUAGCGGAGCACAGCAAAGAUGUCUCCGUGGACGAGGAGGGGGCGCGGCGGGUGGCGGAGAGCCUGUUCGACAAAGCCUCGGCGGAGGAGUUCGGGCUGGCGGGGUGGAAAAGCCUCCACGAGCUGAACCCCCGAGCCGCCGACAAGGAGGCUGUAGACUGGGUGUUCCUGGUGGACACCCUCAACUUCUCCUUCUGGUCCGAGCAGGAGGACCGCAAGUACCUUGUGAAGUACAAGGAUAAAACCUACAGCGGCUACUGGUCGCUCUGCGCCGCCGUCAACAGGGCCCUGGACGACGGAAUACCUAUCACCAGUGCAUCCUAUUUUGCCACCAUGACGCUUGACCAAGUUAGGCAUAUAUUUCGCUCUGACACAGAAGUGCCUUUGCCUUUGAUUGAAGAAAGACAUCGGGUACUGAAUGAAAGUGGAAUAGUUCUGUUAGAGAAGUUUGGAGGGUCUUUCCUCACCUGUGUUAAAAUGAGUGAGAAGAGUGCUCAGAAACUGCUGCAUCUCGUACUGGAAAAUUUUCCUUCUUACAGAGAUGAAGCUGUAUUUGAGAAAAAGAAGGUGUCUUUCUACAAACGGGCACAAAUACUUGUGGCUGACACAUGGAGUGUUUUAGAAGGCAAAGGAGAUGGCUCUUUUGGUGAUAUUUCCAGUCUGACAAUAUUUGCUGACUACAGAAUUCCACAAGUUCUUGUUCACUUAAAAGCAAUGAAUUAUUCAGAAGAAUUAAUGAAGAAACUGCGUGAAGGAACGCUUUUCCAGUCUGGAGACAAAGAAGAGGUAGAGAUUCGUGGCUGUUCUAUUUGGUGCUGUGCAUUGAUUUGUAAGCAUCUGCAGGAGCUCUAUCAGAAGAAGGGUCAGGACAUGCAGGAAAAGAUCAAUGCAGUUUUACUCGAUUAUUAUCUUUGGGACUAUGCCAGGGAUCACAGAGAAGAGAUGAAAGAUAUCCCGUUCCACCGAGUACGGUGUAUAUAUUACUAAGUACAGUCUGCUAGCUCUUGUGUUGUUGCCUUAUCUUUUGAAGUGCAGUUUUGCUUUUCAUAUGGUGGUGUGUCAUGCAUUUGGAGCUGUUAAAAUCAAAUGCUUGUUUUCUGGUGAUGUAGUAGUAAUGUGCCUUUUUUGUGCCUUUCCCUCCCCCCUACCCCCCCACUACUGUUUUGUUACAUUUUUUAAAAUCUUUGGCUUGCCCUGAUUGCAAUUAACAGUGUAAACCUUGCUCCAUGUUAAGGUAGGAUUUAUUACUCCUGCUUUGAUCUCUGUAUUGGUGUACAUGGCUGCCUGUGCGCACAGCCAGGUGUGUGCAGAUCCUGUGGUAUACCUUGCUCCUUGGCCACUCCCUGUUCCUGCCCAUUCCCUCCCACACCUGCACGGAGGUGGCAGGUGCUUGGC
This is a messenger RNA of Cinclus cinclus, 2145 nucleotides long. RefSeq names its product Q-nucleotide N-glycosylase 1 (gene QNG1). The transcript is spliced from 4 exons. The record is from RefSeq and is a predicted model, not a curated record. Lineage: Eukaryota; Metazoa; Chordata; Aves; Passeriformes; Cinclidae. Bases 712 to 1737 code for a protein of 341 amino acids.